Messenger RNA from Cicer arietinum (chickpea), 3065 nucleotides. Its product is annotated as zinc finger CCCH domain-containing protein 30-like. The record is from RefSeq and is a predicted model, not a curated record. NCBI's taxonomy places the organism in Eukaryota, Viridiplantae, Streptophyta, Magnoliopsida, Fabales, Fabaceae. Gene Ontology annotation, molecular function: metal ion binding; protein binding.
AAAACUUUUUUAAAUUCUCCCUAAAUUCCUCUUCAUUUCAUUUCAAUUUCCAUUUCAAUUUCAAUUUCAAUUUCGAAGACGUUACUUCUCUCUCUCUCUCUCUCUAUGCUUCCUCGUUUCUAUCAAUGGAGAUUGAAGCUAUGAUUCUCUUCUCAACCAGAUCUCGUUUCCUUCUUCGGCAUUUUUCCAUUUUCCAUUCAGAUUGAUCAGUAAACUUUCCUUUUCCAGUUAUUUUUUUGAUCUCAUUGGAUUUGGAAACCGAUCUUCAUCACAACCACUCCUAAUCGUUUAUUGAAGGAUGUGUGGUGGUCCUGAGAAAUCUAAAUCUCUUUCAACUUCAUCGUCUUCAUCUCCAUCUGCUGUAGAAGGUUCAAAUAACGUCAAAGACAUGAAAAAUCUAACGGUUCAUACUGAUGAUUCUUUUUCCAGCUUACUUGAACUUGCUUCUAACAACGAUUUUGAGGAAUUUAAGGUAGCUUUAGAUAGUAGCGCUUCUCUGAUAAAUGAGGUUGGCUUCUGGUAUGUCCGACAAAAUGGAUCCAAACAAAUUGUUCUUGAGCACAGAACCCCUUUAAUGGUGGCUGCUUCCUAUGGGAGUAUUGAUAUUCUAAAGCUUAUACUCUCAUGUCCAGAGGCUGAUGUAAAUUUCUCCUGUGGCACCGAUAAAAGCACUGCUCUUCACUGUGCUGCUUCAGGUGGUUCUGUUAAUGCAAUUGAUGCGGUAAAGCUGCUUUUAUCAGCUGGUGCUGAAAUCAAUUGUGUGGAUGCUAAUGGGAACCGUCCAGUUGAUGUUAUUGUUUUUCCUCCUAAGCUUGAAGGUGUGAAAAUAAUUCUUGGAGAACUCCUCUCAGAUAGUACUUCUGAUGGGUCUGUUGAUGAUUGUUCUCUUCCAGUAUCUAUUGAUUCAUCAAGUCCUGGUUCAGCUGCCCCUUCGUCAUCAAUUGAAAAUGGAUAUCCAACGUCUCCGGUGGCUCUGAAGUUUACCGACCCAGCUGUUAAUUCUACACCAGAAAAGAGAGAAUAUCCAAUUGAUCCAUCACUUCCUGAUAUAAAAAAUAGCAUAUAUGCCACAGAUGAGUUUCGCAUGUUUUCGUUCAAGGUUCGUCCUUGUUCUCGUGCAUAUUCUCAUGAUUGGACUGAGUGUCCGUUUGUUCAUCCUGGAGAGAAUGCUCGAAGGAGAGACCCUAGAAAGUUCCAUUACAGCUGUGUGCCAUGCCCUGAUUUUAGAAAAGGGGCUUGCAGACGUGGGGAUAUGUGUGAAUAUGCUCACGGAGUAUUUGAGUGCUGGCUACACCCAGCUCAGUAUCGGACAAGGCUCUGCAAAGACGGUACAAGCUGUAACCGAAGGGUGUGCUUUUUUGCUCACAUAGCUGAAGAGCUGCGUCCAUUGUAUGUCUCCACUGGAUCUGCUGUCCCUUCACCAAGAUCAUCUGCCUCUGCUCCCAAUGUCAUGGACAUGGCUGCUGCAAUGAGUCUUUUCCCUGGUUCCCCAUCAUCAAUGUCUUCCAUGUCUCCAUCUCCAUUUGCACAGCCCAUAUCUCCAUCUGCAAAUGGCAUCUCUCACUCAAAUAACGCGUGGCCACAGCCAAAUGUUCCAGCUCUUCAUUUACCAGGAAGUAAUAUUCAAACUAGUCGUUUGAGAUCUUCUCUUAGUGCCCGUGAUAUGCCACUUGAAGACUUCCACAAUAUGCUACAAGACUUUGACGGUCAGCAGCACAUAUUAAAUGACAUGGGCUGUUUCUCACAGCCCCGUCCAGGUGCUAUUUCAGUGAGUCGACCUGGUCGGUCUAAAAUACUAACUCCGUCAAAUCUUGACGAUCUAUUUUGUGCUGAAAUUUCUUCGUCUCCUCGGUAUUCUGAUCCAGCACCAGCCUCUGUAUUUUCCCCAACACACAAAUCAGCUGUUUUCAACCAGUUUCAACAGCUCCAAAGUUCGUUGUCACCCAUAAAUACAAAUGUCAUGUCUCCUAAGAAUGCUGAGCAUCCUCUAUUCCACCAGGCUUCAUACGGUGUCUCUUCUCCUGGAAGGAUGUCACCAAGAAGUAUGGAACCCCUCUCUCCAAUGAGUGCUCGAAUGUCAGCAUUUGCUCAUCGUGAGAUACAGCAGCAACAGCUGCGGAGCCUUAGUUCAAGAGAACUUGGUGCUAACAAUUCUGUCUCAGUUGUUGGGUCCCCUGUGAACUCCUGGUCUAAAUGGGGAUCCCCUAAUGGAAAAGCAGAUUGGUCUGUAAAUGGAAAUGAGUUUGGUCGAUCACAAAGAUCCACCUCUUUUGAGCAUGGAAACAAUGGGGAAGAGCCUGAUCUAUCUUGGGUUCAAUCCCUUGUCAAGGAAUCCCCACCUGAGAUAAAAGAGAAGCUAGCAGGUUCUGGCCCUAUUGCAUCAGCUGAGAUGAAUUCAAAUCCUCAAGUAGAUUCUAUUGAUCAUUCGGUUUUAGGAGCUUGGCUCGAGCAAAUGCAGCUGGAUCAACUUGUAGUCUAGUCAAAUUGACCCUUUUGCUUCUUCUUGCUGUUAUAGCUAUUUAAUUUCUUCAGGUACAUAUUCUUUUGGUGAAUUUGAGCCCCCGAAGCAUGGAAAGGAUGGCCGCAAAGUUCCUAAAGGAUAAUCGUAUUUUUUAUUCUCUUUAAUUUUUGUCAUUCAUUAUUUUAUAUUUAUUUACUAGAGAGCUUCAUGGAAUGGGGUAAAGAACCCUCUCUCCAGUAGAAAAGAAAAUCCUGUAGAGGUUUGGUGUUCUUUCCCGAAGUGCCCCAUUCGCAGGACUCUUUUAUUUUACUCCGACCCCUCUUUCAAAGAAAGCUGAAUGGUUUUUUAUAAAGCAACAAAUUCCAAUAGCUUAUUUGUCUAUAAGUUCCUUUUCCUGCAGUCUCUAUAAGACUCUUGUGUCUGUAACUUUCUGUUGAAUAUGUAGGAGGUUGGAGUGAGUUUCUUAUCGAGGAAUUAGAGGUGAUUUUAGCUAUUGCUAGCAGAUAUUUAAGAAUACAGUGAAGUUUACUUUGUUCUUAUGUUGUAUAACGUACUCUGAUUAUUACUUUCAAAUUCAAAGUUAUGGUUAUUUUAUUUGAGAAAA